This is a messenger RNA of Aspergillus ochraceoroseus IBT 24754, 1266 nucleotides long. Its product is annotated as putative nucleoside hydrolase. The record is from RefSeq and is a predicted model, not a curated record. Gene Ontology annotation, biological process: purine nucleoside catabolic process. Lineage: Eukaryota; Fungi; Ascomycota; Eurotiomycetes; Eurotiales; Aspergillaceae. Gene Ontology annotation, cellular component: cytosol. Gene Ontology annotation, molecular function: purine nucleosidase activity. The transcript has 6 exons. Bases 1 to 1266 code for a protein of 421 amino acids.
AUGCCCAAGAAGAAGAUUAUCAUCGAUACCGAUCCUGGUAUCGAUGACAUCCUCGCUCUCCUCCUGGCUCUAUCUGCAACGUCAGAAGAGGUCGAGGUCUUACUGAUUUCAUUAACGUUCGGUAAUAUCGAAGUCAAGAGCUGCCUGCGAAAUGUUGUUUCAAUGUUCCAUAUCCUUGAAAAGGAGAUGCAGUGGCGUCUCGAGAAAGGCCGCCCCCAAGGCUUCGAGGCGUUGCGAGCCCACCCUCCGAUUGUUGCCGUCGGAGCAGAGGAUCCUCUCGAGGACCAAAAGAUGCUAGCAGACUACUUUCAUGGAACGGAUGGUCUAGGCGGAAUCCAUGCCAGCCACCCUCACUUUACUCCCACGGAAGCCUGGGAGCAUCUCUUCGACCCAACUUCCGAGCCUACUGAGAUCGAUCCUGUCCCCACAGGCGGUGCCCACCAGCAGUCCUUCAUCCCUUCAAAGCGCCGUGCGCACGAAGAGAUCCUCCGUGUCCUGCGGGAGAACGACCCGGACACGGUCUCCAUCGUUGCCGUGGGCCCUCUCACCAACCUGGCCUUGGCUUCAGCUGCAGACCCAGAGACAUUCCUCCGUGCAAAGGAAGUCGUAGUCAUGGGAGGAGCCAUUUCCGAACCUGGAAACGUCACCCCAGUAGCGGAGUUCAACUCCUACGCGGACGCAUUCGCCGCAGCUCGGGUGUAUGCUCUUACCUCGCCCUCGCCCCGGAGCACCAUCCCCCCGGGAACGAGUCUACCAGUGUACCCAGCCAGUCUCGGCAAACAGCUCACCGUGCGACUGUUCCCUCUCGACAUCACGCUCCGCCAUAAUCUGACCCGCGGCCAAUUCCGGUCAACAAUCACGCCGCUGCUAGAGGCGGGGUCGCCUCUCGCGACCUGGGUCUCGGCGUUUAUGGCCCACACCUUCGCCACGCUGGAGAGGCUCCACCCCAAGCAGAACGGAGACAGCGCGGAGCUGAGUCUCCACGACCCGGUCUGUGUCUGGUAUGCCAUCACGGCAGAGGACGGGGGAUGGAAGCCCUCCGCGACGUCGCCGGAGGAUAUCCGGGUGGAAACAACGGGCCAGUGGACGCGGGGCUUGUGUGUGGUCGACCGACGGGACCGACAUCCUAUCGAAGGAGACGAGGAAAGCUCGAGCGAUCAUGGGCUUUGGUUAAGCGCGCGCGCCGGGAAUCGGGUGUGGAGAAUGGAUCAGUCUCCUGUGGAAACCACCUUUGGGGGGAUUCUUAUGGACAGAAUCUUUUCCUAG